AUGAAUAGUCACUAUGCUUAUUUAUCCAUAUUAUUUGAACAUCCAAAUCAUUUACAAUAUAUUCGUCAACUCUGGAUAUAUUUAGGUGAACACAGUUCAUCUAAAACAUGUUCAAAAGCUUUAGAAUAUUUUUUUUCAAAAUUAAAACAUAAAGAACAUUAUUUAUAUUUGUAUCAUGCUAUAGCUUUAAUUAUUUAUCAAGAAUAUAUACCAAAUGAUUUAUUAGAUGAUGAAAAUGAAAAUUAUAAUCUCGAUCAAUUGUAUAUUGAUCAUUGUCAACAAGAAAAAUUAAAAUUAGAUGAUUUUGUAUAUGAUUUACAUACUCAAUCAAAACAUCAACAAGACAAAACAAAAAGAGAAGAAUUUGCUAGAGAAGGUGCACAAGUAACAAAUGAAUGUCAUCAAUUAUUAAAUAUUAAAUAUAGACAAAUGUAUCAAGAAUUUAAAAUAAUGUUAGAUCAAUAUGAAACUAAUUCAAAAAAACGAAAAACAACUGGCGUAGAGAAUAAUCGAAAGAAAAAAUUACCAAAAGUAGAAGAAAAAAUAUUCCCAAUCGACAAUGUCGAUAAUGAAAUUGAGCGUUUAGGAUAUCAGUUAUGUAUUAAAGAUGAAGAUUUUGUAUCCAAUGUCAUUAAUUUAUUACCACAUGGUCAAAAACGUACGUCAAAACAUAAAAAAGCUGUUUUUGUCGAUGUUCACUCUAUUUAUAAGGGACCUUAUCAAGCAACUGAUGUUCAGUUAUCAAGAAAUUUAUGUUUUACAAAAGCUCUAAUCGCACUUGAAAAUGAACUUGAUUUACCAAUCAAUUUUCGAAGUGUACUCGAUUGGAAAUGUAUCAUUAAAAUUGAAACUGAUAAUGUUUAUUAUUUAAACAUGAAAAAUAUUGGUAAGAGAAUAUUGAAUGUUGAUGAAGAUUGUGAGAAAGACAUAACAACAUUGGUGGAAAAAAAUGUAACGGUAAUUAAACGUGGUCAACUUGUGAAACGAUUGAGUGAAAUAGAAAAGACAAAUGAGGUUAGCGAUGAUGUAAAACAAGCGUGUAUUCAACAUUUUUAUUUGAGAUAUUUAUUAAAUGUUGGUGAUAGUGGUACUUGGAAUAUAUUGAUAAGACAAGAUGAAAAUGAUAGGAUUUGUGGCAUUGAUUUUGAAGAAUGUCGUGGACGAUUAAAUAUGGCAACGAAUGAUCCAUUUCAAUUAAUAAUGAGUAAAGUAUCAAAACGACAACGGCAAUUAUACAAAGAAUAUUUGAUUAAGAUUCAAAUUUUUAAUAAACCGAUUAGUGAGACGUUGGCAACUUUAUUAACAUCAUACAAAAUUGAUGUUAAUAGUGUCAAUGAGAGAAUAGAAAAGUAUAAAAAACUAAUAUCAGGACAAUAA
This is a messenger RNA of Didymodactylos carnosus, 1377 nucleotides long. NCBI's taxonomy places the organism in Eukaryota, Metazoa, Rotifera, Eurotatoria, Philodinida, Philodinidae. The record is from the annotation of a GenBank genome assembly.